Ruditapes philippinarum (Manila clam) is the source of this 823-nucleotide messenger RNA. RefSeq names its product neuronal acetylcholine receptor subunit alpha-4-like. NCBI's taxonomy places the organism in Eukaryota, Metazoa, Mollusca, Bivalvia, Venerida, Veneridae. The transcript has 4 exons. Gene Ontology annotation, biological process: monoatomic ion transport. Gene Ontology annotation, cellular component: membrane. The record is from RefSeq and is a predicted model, not a curated record. Gene Ontology annotation, molecular function: extracellular ligand-gated monoatomic ion channel activity. The coding region runs from base 379 to 753 and encodes 124 amino acids.
AAGUUAGGGUAUUCUUUGUAAAAUAAAAGAGAGGAUAGACAGAUCAAAGGGUUAUUGUCCAUACCCAAACAAUGUGGACAAUGUAAAUCUAUCUUAUAUAUAGCAUUGAAAAGUUAUAUUCGAUAUGUAAUUGGCGUAUAAUCUUUCCUUGAGAACUGGAAUACUAUAAAUAUAUAAACGAUAAAAGUUUUUGUAAAGGAUAUUUCAUUUGAGUAUAAUAAAUGUGAAAUUUAUCAAUAACCGAUUGAGGAGAAAUGACGAUCUUAAUAAGUAAUGUACUGAUUUAAUAUCUUAAAAAAACGACAUGCGUUGACAAUAUAGUCAAACGAAAGACUGGAUUUAAACAUUAAAGUGACAGGAAAGAGAAAAGAAAAAAAUAUGCGAGAAUUCAGACUCAUUUUGACAUAUUUGGUUAUAUUUUCAAGACUUGUUUUGCCGGUAGAUGGCGUUUAUAGCGCGGCAAAGGAAACAGAGAUUCGGUCUGAAACUGUAUUAGCUGCCGGAUAUGACAUGAUUUCUCGACCGUCUGCUACAACCACCGUUAAAGUAGGCAUCAGCGUGCUGGCAAUAGAUGAGCUUGAUCUGAGGAGUCAGAAAUUUCAAGCUGCAGGAUGGGUGACCACUGAAUGGGAAGAUAACCGGUUAACAUGGACACCAGCAGCAAAAGAUGAUAUUGAAGAAAUAUUCUCUAAACCUGGUAACAUCUGGAAACCGGAACUAGUUGUAGACAACUCGUAUGUACUUUUAUCUUAAUCAGCUAUCAAAAAAGGCGCCGUAUGUGAUCUGAUUAGUUAUCCCUUCUGAAUGUAAACGACAAUAACAU